AUGACAUGCCAAUGUUGUUCCACCUCACGCGGGCUGGCGGAGGAGAAAAACAUACUGGAAACGAGUGAAGAUCGUCACCAUGGCGACAGCGAUUUAUCUCGAACAUUAUCUCGAUAGCAUUGAAAACCUGCCCUGUGAGCUCCAGAGAAACUUCACACUGAUGCGGGAACUGGACAGCAGAGCGGAGGAAAAGAAAUGCGAAAUCGACAAGCUCGCAGAAGAAUACAUCACUAACGUCCGAAACCUGGCCCCGGAUCAGAGAAUGGAGCACCUGCAAAAGAUUCAGAACGGAUUCAGCAAAUGCAGAGAGUACAGCGACGACAAAGUGCAGCUCGCCAUGCAGACGUACGAGAUGGUGGACAAACACAUCCGAAGGCUGGACGCUGACCUCGCUCGCUUCGAGAACGAGCUGAAGGAGAAGUUGGACGUCAGCGGCUACGAAAGUCCAGACAACAGAACGGCCAAGAAGGUGAGCGGCAGAGGAAGCCUGAAGGAAAAGCGGCGACCGAAAGGAAGAGGACGGAAAUCUUCAGACGACGACUCGCCGCGGAAAAAGAAAAUGAAAAACGGCCCCGAGUUCUCUGAAUCCGUCUUGCCAGUUCACCCAUCAGACGUCUUAGACAUGCCUGUGGAUCCCAACGAGCCCACGUACUGCCUCUGUCACCAGGUGUCAUAUGGAGAAAUGAUCGGAUGCGACAACAUGGAUUGUCCCAUCGAGUGGUUUCACUUCGCCUGUGUUGAUCUGACAACGAAACCCAAAGGGAAAUGGUUCUGUCCACGAUGCACCCAGGAUCGAAAGAAAAAAUGAGAUGUUGAGAUUACGUUUCUAUAUGAAUAUACAUAUGCAUAUGUAUGUAUUUUGUUUAAGUGGUAAAAUAGGAUAAUAUAUACUCCUUUAUAUGGCCAUGAUGAAAUAUAUGAGGGUCAGGAGAAAACAAAGCCUUUAUUUUUCAAAGUACUUGAAAUGUUUCCAUUUGUUUGAGUUUCAUUCUGUGUUGUCAAAUUGUCUUUUUAGGCAAUUUUGGAUAUAUUAUAUAUGAUAUA
Molecule: messenger RNA, 1044 nt
Organism: Pimephales promelas (fathead minnow)
Lineage: Eukaryota; Metazoa; Chordata; Actinopteri; Cypriniformes; Leuciscidae
Gene: ing5a
Product: inhibitor of growth family, member 5a
Biological process (GO): regulation of DNA-templated transcription
Cellular component (GO): nucleus
Source: RefSeq, a predicted model, not a curated record